UAUUUUGAGCAGUGUACUCAGGAACAAUCUAAAACAAAAAGAUGGUUAAGUACCAAUACAAAUUGACAUAAUGAGGUCUUAAAGCCAAUAUUUAAUGGGACGUUUGUUAUGAGUCAUUUGGUAUUAUGAGUCAUAUUCUUUUAAAUAUAUAUUCUUUUCUCUUUUCAGUUUUGUUUGAGUCUCCAAGUGUCUGUGACUGAUGGAGUAGGCUAAUCGCUAUGCCCAUCGUUAAUCUGUUGCUGUCCGUUUACAUCAUCACCUUCCUGAUCGGCGUACCUGCCAAUAUCCUGGCAUUUUGCACCUUUUGCCGAAAGGUACACCGCAAACCUGCCCCCAUUGACAUCCUGCUUCUCAACCUGACCAUUUCUGACCUAAUCUUCCUUGCCUUCUUGCCCUUCAAAAUGAAGGAGGCUGUUGAUGAUAUGAACUGGAUACUUCCCUUUGAACUUUGUCCCAUCACUGGUUUCCUGUUUUACUCCACCAUCUACAACAGCACCCUCCUCCUGACUGCGGUAAGUGUGGAGCGCUACCUUGGUGUUGCCUUCCCCAUUAGAUACGCCUUGUGUCGUAGGCCUCGCUAUGCUAUGGUGGCCAGCAUCACAUUCUGGGUGGUGUCCUCACUGAACCUCUCCAUCGUGUACAUUGUCCCCAGCUCCCAGUGGAAGGAAAGAAAUAGUACCUCUAUGGACCCUCCCCCAACAUGCUACCGGAACUUCACAGAUCCUGAGCUCAGCAUCCUUCUACCAGUGCGUCUAGAGUUAUUCCUGGUUCUCUUCUGCGUCCCUUUCUUGGUUUGCACCUUCUGCUAUGUCAACUUAAUCCAUAUUUUGUCACGGCUGCCCAGCAUCGGCCGGCGGCGGCGGCUUCGUGCCAUUGGUCUGGCUCUUGGCACCCUGCUGGUUUUUGCCCUCUGCUUUGGUCCCUACAACGUAUCCCAUUUGGUAGGGUUCGUCUGGCACAAAAACAUAGAAAGUUGGAGGGAAUUCGCUUUACUCUCUAGUACCCUUAAUGCGUGCCUGGACCCAAUCAUCUUUUACUUUUCCUCUGCGGCCGUUAGGAGCAUGCUAAAUCACUGCGCCAGGAGCUUCAUGGCUAAACUGCACAUUUUAAAGUGUAAGCGAGCUGACUGCUGCCCCCCACUGUCCUCCAGGACUGACCAAUAUAAAAAAAAUCAUGCCCUUGAGAAUCUUUACAGUGCUACAUCCUACUUUACAUAA
This is a messenger RNA of Esox lucius (northern pike), 1217 nucleotides long. Its product is annotated as free fatty acid receptor 3-like. Gene Ontology annotation, cellular component: plasma membrane. Gene Ontology annotation, biological process: G protein-coupled receptor signaling pathway; cellular response to fatty acid. Gene Ontology annotation, molecular function: G protein-coupled receptor activity. NCBI's taxonomy places the organism in Eukaryota, Metazoa, Chordata, Actinopteri, Esociformes, Esocidae. The record is from RefSeq and is a predicted model, not a curated record.